This is a messenger RNA of Setaria italica (foxtail millet), 1290 nucleotides long. Its product is annotated as polygalacturonase. Gene Ontology annotation, molecular function: polygalacturonase activity. The record is from RefSeq and is a predicted model, not a curated record. Gene Ontology annotation, biological process: anther dehiscence; fruit dehiscence; pectin catabolic process. Lineage: Eukaryota; Viridiplantae; Streptophyta; Magnoliopsida; Poales; Poaceae. Bases 1 to 1290 code for a protein of 429 amino acids. The transcript has 3 exons.
AUGGCGCCCCGUAAGGUGCAUCUCGUGUUCUCGGCUCCCCUCCUCGCGCUGCUCUUCUUGUCCAGCGCUCUAAUGGCCGGCUUGGCCGCGGCCACGAGCAAUGGCACUUCGGCCGAUGACGCUAGGGGAAGGUCCCUGGCGUCGCCGUCCCAGGGCGGCGUGUUCAGCCUCGACCGCUACGGCGCCCGCGGCGACGGGAGGCACGACGACGCGGAGGCGCUGGCCAAGGCGUGGGAGGCGGCGUGCGCCUCGCCGCGUCCGGCCGUCGUGCUCGUCCCCGGCGGCAAGCGCUACCUGCUCAAGGUCGUGAGGCUCUCGGGCCCGUGCAAGUCCGGCGUCACGCUCGCGGUCAAGGGCACGCUGGUGGCGUCGCCGAACAGGGCGGACUGGAGCGACAAGGACAGGAGGCACUGGAUCGUGUUCCGGGGCGUCGACGAGCUCACCGUCAACGGCGGCGGCGCCGUCGAUGGGAACGGCGAGACGUGGUGGAAGCAUUCCUGCAAGAUCAACAAGGCUAUGCCAUGCAAGGAGGCUCCGACGGCGUUGUCGUUCCAUUUCUGCACGAACUUGAAGGUGGAGGGUCUGAAAGUUAUGAACAGCCAACAGAUCCACAUGUCGAUCGAGGAUUGCACCAACGUUCAAUUGAGAGGCCUGUCAAUCACAGCGUCCGGCACGAGCCCUAACACUGACGGCAUCCACAUCACACGCAGCAAGGAUGUGCAGGUCACGAACUGCAAGAUCAGGACUGGAGACGAUUGCAUGUCAAUUGAGAACGGGACGCAUAAUCUUCAUGUCUCAAAAGUUGUGUGCGGACCAGGGCAUGGCAUCAGCAUUGGAAGCCUAGGAGACGACAACUCAAGGGCUGAAGUCUCUGGCAUUACAAUUGACGCGGUGCAGCUAUACGGCACAACCAAUGGAGCACGCAUCAAGACAUACCAGGGAGGAAGUGGCUACGCGAAGGAUAUCACGUUCCAAAACAUGAUCAUGGACAAUGUCAAGAACCCAAUAAUCAUCGACCAGAACUACUGCGACAAGGCUAAGCCAUGCAAAGCGCAGGAGUCAGCAGUGGAGGUCAGCAAUGUGGUCUUCAAGAACAUCAGGGGCACAACCAUUACCAAGGACGCCAUCAAGCUGAACUGCAGCAGGAAUGUGCCAUGCCAUGGCAUUACCCUGCAGAACAUUGACCUGAAGAUGGAGGCCGGCGAUGGUGCCGCAGAAAGCACCUGCCAGAACGCAAAAUGGAGAAAAGUUGGGACGGUUCUUCCACAGCCGUGCACCUCCAAAAACUAG